AUGUAUUAUAUGACUAGGGAGUUGUGCUUUAAGCAUAUUGAGCCGGAGGUUAACUCCAAAACGAUGGUUGCUAUUCUACCCGAGGAAGGAGAAAAUGAUCAUCAUUCCUUGGUCUUACAAAUUCGAGCACUAUUAAGGCUUGAGUGGCAUGUUCAGAUUCAACAUGUUUAUCGGAAAGCAAACGCUUGUGUAGACUGA
This is a messenger RNA of Ilex paraguariensis (yerba mate), 198 nucleotides long. Lineage: Eukaryota; Viridiplantae; Streptophyta; Magnoliopsida; Aquifoliales; Aquifoliaceae. The record is from the annotation of a GenBank genome assembly.